Boeremia exigua is the source of this 606-nucleotide messenger RNA. RefSeq lists its product as uncharacterized. The record is from RefSeq and is a predicted model, not a curated record. The transcript has 2 exons. Lineage: Eukaryota; Fungi; Ascomycota; Dothideomycetes; Pleosporales; Didymellaceae. Bases 117 to 377 code for a protein of 86 amino acids.
CGUGAUUCCUCUUACGGCUCUGCGGAAACUCUCAGUCACCAGUACUAUCGCAUCACUCAUCACAUCACAUUACCCUACACCCCGAUUCGGCUACAUCGUCCUCAUCAACGCCUAAUAUGGUCCGCCUUCUUACUAUCGUUACCGUGCUCUUUGCUAGCGCAAGUAGCGUUGCCGCUUCGUACUGCCAGUGCCUUUACCCAGACGCCAGCCACUGCUGCGUUAUUGACAACGUAGUCAAUGAUUGCACAAGAAUGUGCUUGAAGGCGUCCAAGGACUCUACGACUGCCGGACAGUGCAACGCUGGCGGAAAGUUUUCCAAUGUCAGCUCAUGGAACGCCCAGCAUCGCAAGCAGUGUGGAAAGCCCUACAUCUACUAAACUUGUAAUGCACUCGCACCGUUGGCAAAGCUCCUGCAAAAGCCCACUCUAUGUGGUAUUUCCAGCGGAGGCAGAUGUGUAGUACUAGACCUUUCUCUAUAGGUCAUCAGGAGGGACGUUGAGGAUUGAUUAAGUUAGGAGAAAGAAUGCGACGUGGUAUUAUUGGACAGCCUGUAGCUUAUUGAUCAAGUGAAACGGAUCAUCAUGAGCAUAUCAAUCGCUUACUGCA